Molecule: messenger RNA, 867 nt
Organism: Rhinopithecus roxellana (golden snub-nosed monkey)
Lineage: Eukaryota; Metazoa; Chordata; Mammalia; Primates; Cercopithecidae
Gene: SDF2L1
Product: stromal cell derived factor 2 like 1
Exons: 3
Coding region: 79-744 (221 amino acids)
Source: RefSeq, a predicted model, not a curated record
CGCUGUCAGAAUCGGAUUGGGCCGCGGCGAGGACGGAAGCGGCGCAAGAGUCCGAGCGGCUGGAGCCGGGCUGGGGCGAUGUGGAGCGCGGGCUGCGGCGGGUCUGCCGGGCCGGUGCUGUUGGGGCUGCUGCUGGCGCUCUUAGUGCCGGGCGGUGGUGCCGUCAAGACUGGCGCGGGGCUCGUGACCUGCGGGUCGGUGCUGAAGCUGCUCAAUACGCACCACCGGGUGCGGCUGCACUCGCACGACAUCAAAUACGGAUCCGGCAGCGGCCAGCAAUCGGUGACCGGCGUGGAGGCGUCGGACGACGCCAAUAGCUACUGGCGGAUCCGCGGCGGUUCGGAAGGCGGGUGCCCGCGUGGGUCCCCUGUGCGCUGCGGGCAGGCGGUGCGGCUCACGCAUGUGCUUACCGGCAAGAACCUACACACGCACCACUUCCCUUCGCCGCUGUCCAACAACCAGGAGGUGAGUGCCUUUGGGGAAGAUGGCGAGGGUGACGACCUGGACCUAUGGACAGUGCGCUGCUCUGGACAGCACUGGGAGCGUGAGGCUGCUGUGCGCUUCCAGCACGUGGGCACCUCUGUGUUCCUGUCAGUCACGGGUGAGCAGUAUGGAAGCCCCAUCCGUGGGCAGCAUGAGGUCCACGGCAUGUCCAGUGCCAACACGCACAAUACGUGGAAGGCCAUGGAAGGCAUCUUCAUCAAGCCUAGUGUGGAGCCCUCUGCAGGUCACGAUGAACUCUGAGUGUGGGAUGGAUGGAUGGGUGGAUGGUGGCAGGUGGGGUGUCUGCAGGGCCACUCUUGGCAGAGACUUUGGGUUUGUAGGGGUCCUCAAGUGCCUUUGUGAUUAAAGAAUGUUGGUUUAUGA